GGCGCCGCCGGCCGGCAGGGGCGCUGCGGGCGGGGGAAGCGGAGCGGCGGCCGUGCCAUUCCCCGGCUGCGCGGCCGCCUCCUCCCCCUCCGCCUCUUCCUGGCCGCGGCGAGCGGAGCUGUGCUGGCAGCGGGGAGGCGGCGGCGCCGGCGCCCAGCUCCCGGCCCGCCAUGGCGAUCCGUAAGAAGAGCAACAAGAACCCGCCGGUGCUGAGCCAUGAGUUCAUCGUGCAGAACCAUGCGGACAUCGUGUCCUGCAUGGCCAUGAUCUUCCUGCUGGGACUCAUGUUCGAGAUUACAGCAAAAGCAGCUGUCAUUUUUGUUACACUUCAGUAUAAUGUUACCAUUCCUGCCACAGAAGAACAAUCUGCAGAAACAAUCUCUCUCUAUCACUAUGGCAUCAAAGACUUGGCUACGAUUUUCUUUUACAUGCUCGUAGCAAUAAUCAUACACGCUAUAAUUCAGGAGUACGUACUGGAUAAAAUUAACAGGAAAAUGCACUUUUCAAAAACGAAGCAUAGCAAGUUCAAUGAGUCUGGGCAACUUAGUGCAUUCUACCUUUUCUCCUGUGUUUGGGGAACGAGUAUUCUUGUCUCUGAGAACUAUAUAUCAGAUCCAACCUCUCUGUGGAGGGACUAUCCACACACUCUGAUUCCGUUUCAAAUGAAGUUUUUCUACAUCUUACAGUUGGCAUAUUGGUUUCAUGCUUUUCCAGAACUAUACUUCCAGAAAACUAAAAAAGAAGAUAUCUUUCGCCAGAUUGUCUACAUUGGACUUUACCUCUUUCAUAUUGCUGGAGCCUAUCUCCUGAAUCUGACCCAUCUUGGACUUGUUCUUCUGGUAUUGCAUUACUUCGUUGAGUUUCUUUUCCACAUAUCUCGUCUUUUCUACUUCAGUGAUGAAAAGUACCAGAAAGGAUUUUCACUAUGGGCAGUUCUUUUUGUUUUGGGAAGGCUUCUCACCUUGAUUCUCUCGGUCCUCACUUUUGGCUUUGGACUAGCAAGAGCAGAAGAUCAGCAGCUGAAUUUCAGUACUGGAAACUUUAAUAUCCUGGCUGUUAGAAUCAGCGUGCUGGCCUCUAUCUGCAUGACUCAAGCAUUUAUGAUGUGGAAGUUCAUUAAUUUCCAGCUUCGGAGGUGGAGAGAGCAUUCUUCUUCUCAGCCUCAGUCAGUGAAAAAGAAGUUUGUAUCAGCUAAAGGAAAGAACUCCAGAAAAGAAAGAGAAAACGGAAUAAAUGGAACAGUGACCUCAAAUGGAGCAGACUCACCUCGCAGCAGGAAGGAUAAAUCCUCGUAAAACUGGGGUUUAUUAAGUUAAUUGACUAAUGUCCCCAAAGAAUCUGCUUUUUACAUGGAUGGCUCUUCAGCACUAGAGAUAUUGUGGAUUAAGGAAAAUACAAUUCAUGUUUUUUGAUUAUUGAUGUUGUUUUGAGAAACUUUUUUUAAAAAGCCAUUUUGACUAAGGAAAAAGGUUUAUCUCUCUUCAAAUAAUUGAGGGGAGGAUUCAACACUUUUUAAAAAACAUUGACGCUUUUUUAAACAUUUACUGUGAUGAAAUAACUUACUUAAUGAGGAUCACUGUUGCAAUGUAUUAUUUCCCUCCAGUUUUUGUAAUCUUGGUGAUACAUGAUGUUCUACCAACUUCGCUUUUUCCAAGUUCCUCAAGAAGUAUUGCAAAAUUAAAGUAAAAACUUAGUAUGAAUUUUCAGAUACUCUGGCUUUUCAGUUAAUUACCUUGACUCAAAUUUACGUUUCAAAUUGGGAUUCCAAGACCACACCAAUAGCCCUCUUUUAUUUUGUAGUUACUAGCUGCACAAUGUCUGCUCUUAGAAUUGCCCCAUAUCAUUAAAACAAAACUGAAAUAAUCGGAAAUGUUGCAGAGUCUUAUUGUUUGUUGGUUAGAAAUCUCAUACAAGGAACAAAAAACCUUUUUGAGAUAUAGCUUUUAGCACUUGAAAAUUAGAAGGGAGCGUGUAUGAUCAUAGGAAGAGUUGAUUUGAGUAGCACUGUUCACUUCUGUGUGUGCUUUUAAAGUGUAUGUAUCUUGGAGAAUUAGUGUGCGUUGGACCUUCUUUAAAAACUUGUCUGUCCGAUUUUAGAGGGUGGAGGUUCUUCUUACAAUGUGUUGUGUUUGUUUUGGGAGGCAAUUAAUGCUCCAUGAAGAGGGAAUUAAAUAAAUGGAUCAAGUAAUGAGAAACAUUCCUUUAUUCUAACCGCUUUGCUUUGUUUCACCUCUUUUAGGAAAUAGUUUGAUUUCUCCUAUAUAUGUUUUUAUGAAAAAAAUAUUUAGAAGCUGCAACUUCUUAAAACUGAUUUAUUGUGCCCUUUGCUACAACUGGAAAAAUCUCAAUUUAAGAAUUCUUCCAUUAUCUUUCAAAAUUGUAUUCAAUGUGAAGCUUUGUCCAGUUAGUUUUCCAGUUUAAUAUGCAGAUAAUGUUUCCUCUGUACGCUUUUGUAAUGGAUAAAAUUCAACCCAUUGCACUUGAGAACGAGUGAGAGAUUUAUUUCAGUCUUAAGAAGAAGUUGCUAAAUUAGUCUAUCACGUUAACCAAAGUAUUGAACUGCUUAUUGAUUGAGGAUAAUUAUGAGCAAUCAAGCUGAUAAAUAAAAUAAUUUUAAUUAAAACCUGUUAUUAUAAUUGAGUUUAUACCCAACAGAGUAAUAAAUCUUCAUUCUGUAUCUUCUACAGUUCAGUUGCUUACUAUUCAGAAUAAACGUUUCUAGUACAAAAUCUCCUCUACAAGUAACUAUCCAUUCUUCAAUUGUUUAGUGCUAUUUAAAGUUAUUGCAGUAUAAUUUAUUAUAUGUCUCCGCUAAUUACCGUCACACUUCCCAAAUAUUUGCUUCACAGCUCCUGAAGUGGACUUGGCAGACUUAUAUACUUGCUUAGCUUGAGAACUCUGGGGCAGCAUGCCCUGUAAUAUGCCCAGUCUGCUUCAGCAGAAGUAGCUAUGCCAUGUCUUGAUUUGAAGUGGUGGAACUCUGAAUCUGUCUGAUGUGACCAUGAAACUGGAAAAUUGGAAAUCAGAAAUUUUGAGAGAAUUGUGUGUAUUAUAUACUUGCUGCCCAAAAAUCACAUUUCUAGUCUUAUGUUUCUAGAAAGACCUUCAUAAAUUCUGUGUGCCUUGCUCUCAACUUGUACCUUAAGCCAGGGGGGGAAAUUUUAAGUGUCUAGUCUGGUACUUUGACUCUAAAUCAGUUUGGUUGUGAUAUCCAGUUGUACUGGGGCUCUCAGAAUAAUGGGUGGAGGAACAAAUUAUGAAGGGAACAUCUAAGGUACUUCUUGAGAUCUUUAAGACUUAUAGGAGUCUGAGGGUUGUAAUAGUUGUUUCCCUAAGGCAAACUGUUUCUUGUAAACCUCGUUCACAGUGGUCUUGAAAUGUAAACUUCAGGUUAAUUUCCAAAAACUUCGAAAGAAUAUAUUCUUGACUGUUAAUACUGACAUUGCUUUUUGUCUCCUUUUAGCCUUAUGGACAGAAAUUCUUGGUCUUUGGACUUUAACAAAAGCACUUUUGUUUCCACAAUGGCUUAAUCUUCAUCCUUGCCUUAUAGGAGUUGACGCUGUCUGCCAAGUAAUAGAGAAUAAUAACAGUUGUUCUAAAAUUUGGGUAGAGUAUUGGAAACCAGUAUCUUCUGUCUUUUGUGUCAUAACUAAAAAUACAUAUUUAUUAUGUUUGAGGCAAAAGAAGUGAUUUUUAAUUUUCUACCUUGGGAUGGAAACACUCAUGAACUUAGAAGAUUUUGAUACUUCUGUUUCCAGUUCGGUAUUACUUGUUUUAGUAUAAGAUUAUUGUUUGGCUGGAUAAUUUCUUUUUAAUUGCUUAAAACUGGUUUUUAAAUGUUAUUGCAUUUUUGGCUCUUUGCUUGAAAUCUGGGAUUCAGUGAAAUGGAAGUCUAAUCAUGUUUGCUUAACUAUGGAGUCAGGAAAAAUGGAAAUGGCUGAAGAGUUAAUAAUUUUAUUUCUAUGCCUAAUAAAAUAAUUUUUGCCUAGGCUGCAGUAAUUUAUCCUGAUCAAUUGACAGAUCCUGUGAAGAGAAAGCUUUGUCCGUAUAGAUGGAUUUUAAUUGAAUAAUUAUGCAGUCAGUGGGUAGGGUUUGUUGGGUUUGUUUUUUUUUUCUUAAACCCCCUUCCUUUAGCUCUGUCUUGUCAGAACUUUUCAAGAUUUAACAACAGAUGAUUUAAACCCUUUUUUGCCCCCCAAAUGUGUGUUUGGUUUCUGUGCCAGAAUCUGCUAUCAAAACUAUUAUUUUACUUUUAAAGUGAUUAUAUUGAACUUCAAAGUACAAGCAAGGAACUCAGACCAGCUGAAAAUAAUUUUCAGAGUUUUAGUUUCAUCUGGACACUUUGACUAGUUGCAAAGACCGAUUUCUCCUAUGUGAAUUACUGAUGAAUGUGGAAAUACUCUUUGGAAAUACUGCUUUUGUGGUGAUCUCAUGCCCAAAAUUAGGAAUUAUGAAAGAAUUUGCCGAGCAGAGAAAAUGCAUAGGCUAUUUCUGCUAAAGUUAGGUUAUGCUGGUGGUAAAUUAAGUAUGUUGGGAUAAUGCACGUAGAAAGUCAGUUAUUUGUAAACAUUUGAUAUUUUUCCUAAAUACUUUUUUUCUUUGAAAGUUUUAGUUGUGUUUAUGGAGUUAUAUUAGCCAGAAUUGUAAUAAGCAGUGCACUACUCUGGUACAAGUAGUUUACUUCUGUAAAAAGGAUCAAUACACAUCUGCAGUCCUCUUUUUCUUUGAAGACUUCUGACUAACUGCACCUGAGGGAAUUUUGUUGGUGGCAAAACUUGAUAUUAAAGGGAAGGGAGCAUUUUCAUGGUCAUGCUAAGCUGAAAGUAAUGUAGGUUGAUGCCAGAAUUGGGGUUCUGUCCCUUGCCUUGGCUAGCACAAGCCUUUCUGGUUGCACGGUGUGCUAGAUGAGGGAGCUGGUGCAGGUGUUUGCUUGGGGUUUUUUCCAUUGGAUUAGUUACCUGAUAGUAAUCCCAGAGGCUAACAAGUAGUUAUGUAUAAGCAAGAAGAAAGGAUGCAGGGAAGAGAUGAAUUCAGGUUCUAAGGCAGCUACCCCUUCCAUUGACAUGUGGCUUAAAAAUUACACUAGACUGCAGUAUGAGUUGGGAGAUCUCUUUGAAAGGCUUCCAGUCAUCAGUACCAGAAGGGAGAUUCGUCUCUGGUAGUUCUUACUUGCCAAAUCCAUUAAGUAUUAAUGGAUUUUUGUUGGAUAUCGUGGGAGAAGGGGAAAUAUUUAUUGUGCUUUACUGUACUGAGAUACCUUUUUAACUGUCAUGAGGGUUUCCAAGCAGUGUAGAAUGAUACUGGUGAUAUAGAAAUUGGAAUUUUGAAAAUGUAGAUUGUCCUGGAUCAAACCCUUCAUGUAUUGAAGUAAAUCCUCCAGAGAGUUUUGCAAGAAUUGCACAGUAUGCCUGUCUUGGUACAUGGAGGGGAGGAUUGUUUGGUUUCUCUUAUUUUGUUUUCCUGUUUUCAGGAAGUUCACCAGCUGAUUCGUAGGUCAUACUUGGGUUUGGUUCCAUUUGUGACUCAGCCCUUCGGGCCUGUGUUGUAAAUGAUGGAGACUGGCAGCUUGAAUAGGCUUCCUAUGCGGUGUUGGUCACUGCUGUCCUAAUUGUUCUCUCUCUAAAAGGUCAGUAUUGAAGGGACUUGAACACAAAGGAGAGACAGUCGUGAUGCUUGUAACGUUUGCAGGCUGGUGAGAGCCUGUGCACAGAUCCUGCACUCCAGGGAGGGGGAGCUGUGAUUUAAUACCCGCAGUCAUCUUGUGCAAAUAUUUAGGUUACUUCUGGUGUGCAGGGUAUAAGGAUGUCCUACAAAAUGUAGGCUUGGGGAAUAUUUAGAAGGUCCUUUAAAAGGAAUGAGACUUCAAAGGACUGACGUCAAUUAUCAUCUGUUCAUCAUAUUUGAAUUUCUUAAGUUGUUAGCUGUGGAUUAUCUUUGGAGCACUGGAUUAGCCCGUGCUUGCUGGUUUGUUGGUGGGGUUGUUUUAUAUACUGUAGGUUGUUGUGGUGGAUGUUUAAUGAGUAUCUGCUCUUCACACUGUUCCCUGAACUACGCAGUUUUGGGUCUGAUAAGCCUAGAUCUCUACACAUUAAGGAAUUUUGCAUACUCUUCAGAACUAAAAUAGGAGCAGGGCUGGACUGUUUCUGGAUCAGACUUGCAAGAAAUAAGCACAUCAAUAUGCUGCGUGUCAUCAGAACCUCCUUAAUGGGAACUGAAACUCUUUAGUAUGAAUACAUUGCAAUACAACUUAUAUUGGAUAUAGCUCACAUCCAGAGCAAGUGCCAUUGUGGAUGAAAUGGAACUGCUUUUAGCAUCUGCCACUGUCAGUUGCCUUUGGUGAGCAAUGGGUGAGGAGUGCUGGGCUCUAGCAGCAGUAGACUGUUUUCUACCUUUUAGAAAAAAGUUCUUUUGAUGUUGCCAAUUCAAAAGGCAACAACUAUUUCUGGUUUAAAAAAAAACAGCCUAGUUUUGAAUCCAAUACACUUGAUCUCUAUGGGUCCUGUCAUUUUUAUUUUAGGUUUCUGCAAAUACUUCAGUUUUAUCCUGCUAAAGGAUGGCAAAUAUGUGAUGUGAGUGCCAGAAAUGACAACUCCUUUUUCUUCUUGUUGUGUUUGAAACUCUUUGCAGAAUCAGAGCAGCUUGAGUGUAGCUUUAUAAUUCAAUAGCCCUUCAGUAUUCAUUCCUUGUCUGUAUUUAUUGUGUUUAAUAUUAGAGAUCAGGCAUUGUCAUGCAGCACAACACAGUUGUUACCUCUUCAUUCCACACAGAAGAGUGUUGAGCAAUUUGAUAUACUGAAUUGAAAAAAAAAAAUUAAUCUUGACUGGUUUUGCAGAAAUUGAUAUUCCUGAAUGUUUUUCCUUUGCAUAUUGCAGUUCACUCUUGCUGCCUUUCUCAUUUAAGAAACUGGAUACUUAAGGUCUCUGAAUCUCUAGACUGUAGUUUUGCUGCAUAGCAGUUGACAGAUUAUGGUCUAGAACUUGAGCUUUGUGUCUCCAUAUAUUGGCUAUAAAUAUUGAAUAUUAUCUUUUGCAUUGUAAUCAACAGAUAAAAAUUCAGCCCAUGAUAAUAAGAAUACUGUAACAGGGUAGAAAUUUUGACUCCUGAACUCCAGACUAGAAAUCAAGCCAAAACUUAACUCGUGUUCUCACACGGGUAAUUCCUCCUCUUUGUUUCUUGAUUAAUCAUUAUAUUUGUUUUGUUUAUUUAGACUGUAAGUUCAUGUGGCAAGGGUUGUCUUUUGUGUGUGUGUGUGUGCGUGUGUGUACCCAGGACAAUAAGGUCUGGAGCCCCAGUCUGUGGAAGCUGUAAUAAGCAAUCACCUUGUUAUUGUUUUCCUGGAUAUCAUAAUAAAGAGUAUCAAAUUAAAA
This is a messenger RNA of Myiozetetes cayanensis, 7367 nucleotides long. It is a transcript of the gene TRAM1, whose product is annotated as translocation associated membrane protein 1. Lineage: Eukaryota; Metazoa; Chordata; Aves; Passeriformes; Tyrannidae. The record is from RefSeq and is a predicted model, not a curated record. Bases 171 to 1295 code for a protein of 374 amino acids. Gene Ontology annotation, biological process: protein insertion into ER membrane; SRP-dependent cotranslational protein targeting to membrane, translocation. The transcript is spliced from 11 exons. Gene Ontology annotation, cellular component: endoplasmic reticulum membrane.